AUGGGGGAAAAUCUUCAGAAAAAUUGCGUUUUGGUUGAUAAAUUUGCAAUUUUUGUUCAGAUCCUUUUGGGUGCAUUCGCGUUUUCAACUCUUAUCUAUAAGAGACAUAGAGAACGACCACAAAGACCUAUGCGCAUAUGGUUUUACGAUGUUAGCAAACAAAUGUUGGGUGCAAGCAUGGUGCAUGGGUUGAAUAUUAUUGUUUCUUAUAUUUCAGGAUCUUCUGAAGCUGAUUAUACAAAUCCUUGUGUGUGGUAUUUUCUUAAUAUACUCGUGGAUUGUACAGUAGGUGUAUUUAUAUUAUAUGUGUUUCUUAAACCUGUACAAUAUUUAGCAAGUACUUUUGGUAUUGAAGGAGUAAAAAGCGGUGAAUAUGGUGAUCCGCCGAGAUUCGAAUGGUGGGCCAGACAAACUAUAGCAUUCAUUGUUUGCAUACUAUUGAUGAAAAUCGUUAUAGUUAUUACUUUUCGUAGUUUUCCUUUUCUGUUCGAUUUUGGAGAAUGGUUUUUGGGAUGGACUCUAUACGAUGCAAAACUUCAAGUUGUAUUUGUAAUGUUAGUUUUCCCUUUGGUUAUGAACACAGUGCAAUUUUGGCUUGUCGAUCAAGUUAUAAAAAAGAAACUAGAAGGUGGAAAGCUUGAAGAUCUUAGAGAUGAAGAGCAUGUAUUUCUUCCUGUAAAUUCUAGCGACGAUGAAAUGGAUUAUAAUGAGAAUAUACGAUCCUAUCUAAAAAAUAGUAGUUAUGUUAGUAUUUCCUCUAUCACUAGCGCAAGUGUAGCUUUGCUAAGGAAAAGCUUGUCGAACACAUUUUAUGAUAAAGACAAAUUCGAGAAUAAUGAUACUGAAGAUGAAACGUACAUUGAACUACGAGCUACAUCUCCUUAUCGCCUAUGA
Dentiscutata erythropus is the source of this 894-nucleotide messenger RNA. The record is from the annotation of a GenBank genome assembly. NCBI's taxonomy places the organism in Eukaryota, Fungi, Glomeromycota, Glomeromycetes, Diversisporales, Gigasporaceae.